UCGAGAAGCUUCGCCGUCGUCCACGUCGGAGUCGUCGUCGUCGGUCGGCAAUGUGGAGGUGAAGUCCAAUGUUAGGGCUUCGUCGUUGAUUCAGAUGUGGAGGGAGAUGGAGUCUGAGAGUGGGGCCCCCGCGUUGACGACGAGGGUCGGGGAUGAGAAGAGGAUGUUAAGGAGUUUUUCGGAGAAAGCGGGAAUGAUUAGGGUUAGGUGCAGGAGAGAGAUGGAGGAUUUGGUGGAGAGGAUGAAAAAAGAGAGGAAGGAGGAGGUUGGUGAGAUUAAGGAGAUGAGGAGGGUUUCAAAGUUCUCGCAUCGAGGGAGAAUUCAGUCAAUGCUCAAGCUCAGGUUCCUCAGAAAAGAUUUACCAUUCCAGAAUCACACACGACAAGUUUCAAAAAAGAAGGCACCAGAACAGCCAAAAAAUGGAGCUACUAUCUCGUUUCUGAGGGAGAGAUUUGAUAACCGAAGCCAAAAUGACCGCAUGGUCCCAGUCGUAAAGAGAUCUGGAACGGUUGAUAUUGAAUAUCCCAUUGAUUCUCAGGAUUCAUGUUCUACUCUUUCUGCUGAUCAAUUCAGUGUUGACAUCAGCCAAACCCAAGAAGUAAUUUCCAUUGGAGAUCCAGAAAGUCUACCUCCUGAAUCCACCUCACCGCAGUCUAGAAUAGAAGAGCUACAUUCUGGAAGCCAGACUACUGAACUCAGUAAAGUGCUCUCUAUAACCGAGGAACUAACUGGAGCUCGAUGUCAUGACUUUGCUUCAAUUGAUUGUACAAGUAAAGACCUCAAUGAGAGAAGCCAGACUCCCGAACUUGAGUCAUUAUAUUCUAGAAGUGAAUACCUACUUGAAGGAUCCCAGAGUCCUGAAAUCGGUCUGAUACAUUUCACAAGUGAAGAUUUAGAUAUUGGAAGCCGGUUCCCUGAGGCUUGGGUGAGUAAUCUCGAUUGGCAAAGACCUAUUGAAUCUCCAAAUGUGCACGACUGGCAAAGUGAACGUGAGGUUGUAACUGAGGAACAUGAAUCUUUCAGUCAGCGAGGUAUUGUAAGUACUGGUCAUAUAUGGAUGGGUAACUCUUCUUCAUUGUGGAGAGGCUGGGAGAUCAAUGACCGAGAAUGUCAUGAUCACCCUGAGACCGUUCCUGACAACAAGGAAAUUCUUGAACUUCUAAGGAGGAGGAGGGUUACAACUACACUUUCCAGUGACUUUUGUGAUAAGAUGAACAGAGUGGUCAUGAUGCUUUUACAAAGACAAGGAGCACAAUAUGCUGAUGAGAAUUUCUCUGAAGAGAAUGUAGAUCAAUCUACCUGGAGAAUUAAUUAUGAGUUCAACAAUGCUGAUCAAGCUGCAUCAGAUGCUUCUUUGGUACCUUCAUCGUACCAAACCGGGCACUACCCAGACAGUUGGCAACAUAACUUAUACACUCACACAUUGCAAGAGUCAGAAAGCGUGCAUGAUUUGAAGAAUGAAAUCUCACAAAUGCAUCAAGAAAUUACUGACCUAAAGAAGUUGCUAGCAAGCUGCAUGGAGUGGCAGACAAAAUUACAGGAUUAUGUCAAGGAUGAGGUUUCUUCUGCAAUUCAUCAAUCAGUUUUGUUCGCAAAAACAUCAGAUAGUUCUGAGAGAACACCAAGUUGGAAAGGCAGUUGCUGUAUUUGCCAUGAAAUGCAGAUUGAUUCUUUAAUUUACAGGUGUGGGCAUAUGUGCACUUGUUUUAAUUGUGCCAAUGUGUUGAAGUCAAGCAGUGGUGCAUGUCCAAUUUGUCACUCAUCUAUUGUUGAUGUUGUUCGGGCAUAUCCUAAUACUUGAUGACUUGAUUCUGAUAUGGGACCAGAUUGUUUUUUCCUAACAUUAGAGAGAAGAGUAUCAAGAAGCCUCAACUCUAGCUUCAUAGAGCUCGGCACUCACUAACUAUACCACGGCUGGAUCCAGGUUAUAGCACUUGUUUACCAAACAAGGUUUGUGUAACCUUGUUGACGCAGUGCUUGUGUUUACUUGUAAUCUUUUUAGUUGUUGUCCGCGAAGAGAAUAGUUUCUCUUCUGCAGUGAUCAUUAACAUCAGUGACACGCCAAGAUAAUUUUCUCGAGGAAA
Messenger RNA from Asparagus officinalis (garden asparagus), 2084 nucleotides. RefSeq lists its product as uncharacterized. The coding region runs from base 95 to 1801 and encodes 568 amino acids. The transcript is spliced from 7 exons. Lineage: Eukaryota; Viridiplantae; Streptophyta; Magnoliopsida; Asparagales; Asparagaceae. The record is from RefSeq and is a predicted model, not a curated record.